GAAGAGUGACGAUAAGCAAUUGUUCCGCUGCUUUGUAGGCGAGUAGAACAGAGGAACUGCUCCUGUGCUCUAUUUUCUCUUCUUCCCUCUACCAUCUCGUGAAAGCGGACAUUUUGGGCAAAUAUCCAGGAAGAUUCGACCCUGCACCACGUCAGAAUCAUCUCCCGCCUUUUACUACCUCUUCUUUUUGCCGCCCAUGAGCUGUCCUGAUUAACUCAUUAUCCAUCCGCCUCAAAUCUCUUUCCACUAGCCCAGACGUCCAUCUUCUGUCCCUCCAACUCGCGCAUUCGAAGUGUACUCGCUCGGGUUUUGAAUCGAAUCAAAGAUGCCUUCUUGGUGGAAGGGGAAGUCGAAGGGGAAGUCGAAGUCUUUGGCGGCGUCUGAACCGAGCCUGAGUAGCCGGCCGGAUUGGGGGGAGGAGGAGGGGGAGGAGGAGGAUAAAGGGGAGUGCUCGUCAACUUCGAAGAAUCGACGGGAGGCGAGGAAGGAGAAGGCCAACAGUUUCGAUGGGGUUCUUCUGGGGAAGAAAACUAAGGAGGCCGUCUCUGGUGGCCGCUCCGGGGAUUCGGGGAGUACCUUCGCGUUUGGACAUCCUCUGCCGCUCCCGUCAGGGUCCUCACCGUUGCCCUCUCUGCCGCUGGCGGAUUCCGGGAUAGUGACAGCAUCCGGCUCGGCGUCCUAUUCCAGUGUUAGUUCUUCGGGCUCCUCUGAAGACACUCCCGAUCUUGGUUUCUACAGGUUAUCGAACACCAUAAACAUGGGAAGAAACAGAAAUCUGUCAACAAUUGAAAGGUGUCGUUUCUCAUGCAGUCCAGUUUUGGAGCAUCCCAGAAGCUUUGAGAUACCAUUAUCUCCUAGAAAGGAAAUCCAGUCUUCUGGUUUAAGCUACCCGGAAACCAUGUUUAAUCCGAGGACAGUGAGUUGUGCACCUAGUUCGCGCGGGUCUCCAAUUUCAUUAUCUCCUGUACAUCCAAUUUCCCCCCUGCGCGUCCAUCCAGGAUCACCUUCAGGAUGGCAAGAAGAAUUGAAAAGCCCUCCUCAUCCAUUGCCUCUGCCUCCAAACUCUCCUGUCUCUCCAUCUUCACUUUCUUCUCGUUCAUCUCAAACGCAAUGGAAGAAGGGAAAGUUAUUAGGAAGAGGAACAUUUGGACAUGUCUAUCUUGGAUUCAACAGUGAAAGUGGGCAAAUGUGUGCUGUUAAAGAGGUCAAAGUCAUAUCUGAUGAUUCCAUUUCUAGAGAAUCGCUCAAGCAACUAAAUCAGGAAAUAAAUUUGCUCCGUCAGCUCUCACAUCCAAACAUUGUGCAGUACUAUGGCAGUGAACUGGUAGAUGAAACACUAGCGGUUUAUCUUGAAUACGUCUCAGGAGGUUCUAUCCACAAGUUACUUCAAGAAUAUGGCUCUUUUGGAGAACCUGUUAUCAGAAAUUAUACUGCACAGAUUCUUUCUGGGCUUGCUUAUUUGCAUGGGAGAAACACAGUGCAUAGGGAUAUUAAAGGGGCAAACAUACUUGUGGAUCCUAAUGGUGAAGUCAAGCUUGCUGAUUUUGGCAUGGCUAAACAUAUAUCAUCCUAUACUUCAAUACGAUCUUUUAAAGGAAGCCCAUACUGGAUGGCUCCUGAGGUCAUCAUGAAUGGAAGUGGAUACAAUCUCUCGGUGGAUAUUUGGAGCCUCGGUUGUACAGUACUUGAGAUGGCAACUUCGAAACCUCCAUGGAGCCAGUUUGAAGGGGUAGCGGCAAUAUUUAAAAUUGGCAAUAGCAAGGAUAUACCAGCUAUCCCAGAUCAUCUUUCUUCUGAAGCAAAAAGUUUUCUUAGAUUAUGUUUGCUUCGUGAUCCUUCAGCAAGACCUACAGCGGCCCAAUUGAUGUAUCAUCCUUUUGUGUGUGAUCAAUCUACAAUAAAAGCUACUAAAUCAAGUACGAUGGACAUGCUUUCUACUUCAUCUGAUGGAACCUAUUCAAUGGAUAAAGGUUUUCACAUCAACAAAAGUGCUUCUUCUUUAUUUGAAAAAGAUUAUGGAAUUGGACGCCCGGUUACCAACAUCCUAGUUCAUAAGAAUCCAAGUUGUAGUGAUCUUACGGGCAUGAGAGCUAACAUGUCAUUACCUGCCACUCGCUGUUCAAGUCCUCUUCGGCAAUGUAAACAAUGCAAUCGAAGCUGUCUCCCUUCUCCUACCCACCCGGUAUUGUCGGCUGGAGCUCACCAAUCAAGGCCGAGCAACCUCCCAGAUUAUAGUCUGGAUAUUGCAGAGCUCAAAAACCAGUCACCCUAUCACUGGCAAAGAAGAUGAGAAGUAUGCAUCAUGUGCAUUUUUCUCUUAACUUCGAUAGGCUGCGCAAGAACAAUUCUUUUAACUUCUUUAAUGGAUUCUGCGGAAAGAAUUGCACUCAACUGCAGAACCUGCUCACCUUCACAUCAGUCAUGUGGAAAUCAUUUUGGAUGGCAGAACGGUGGGUUUGAUCUUCUUUGUUUUUCUGUUAUAGUACCUGACAAUGCAUUGCGUAAAUUUUUUUUUUUUAAAUGCAUUGUGUGGAUUUUUUUCUUCUUUUAACAAUGCAUUGUUGGAUUCAGUCAUUGUACAUAGUAUAUUUAGAGUUAUAGCCCAUUAUGUAUAUUUGAUUGUUUGAAUGCUAUAAAUAUUUGUUUUUUUUUUUAAGAAAAAUGGAGAAAAAUAAUGAAUUUUUGUUUUU
Messenger RNA from Dendrobium catenatum, 2690 nucleotides. RefSeq names its product mitogen-activated protein kinase kinase kinase 3. Gene Ontology annotation, biological process: protein phosphorylation. The record is from RefSeq and is a predicted model, not a curated record. Lineage: Eukaryota; Viridiplantae; Streptophyta; Magnoliopsida; Asparagales; Orchidaceae. Gene Ontology annotation, molecular function: protein kinase activity; ATP binding. The coding region runs from base 326 to 2290 and encodes 654 amino acids. The transcript has 11 exons.